Ruditapes philippinarum (Manila clam) is the source of this 708-nucleotide messenger RNA. RefSeq names its product V(D)J recombination-activating protein 1-like. The transcript has a single exon. Gene Ontology annotation, biological process: V(D)J recombination. The coding region runs from base 1 to 708 and encodes 235 amino acids. Gene Ontology annotation, molecular function: endonuclease activity; ubiquitin protein ligase activity; sequence-specific DNA binding. The record is from RefSeq and is a predicted model, not a curated record. NCBI's taxonomy places the organism in Eukaryota, Metazoa, Mollusca, Bivalvia, Venerida, Veneridae.
AUGGCAGACUAUAUAAGAAUGAAUCCAGACAAUCUUAGUCAAAGUGUUUUAGACAAAAUUUCACUAGGGGUAAAAAAUGAUCCAGUUUUAUGCUGUGAUGCAAUAGAAAAGGGCAUUGAUUCAACUCAUGCAGACAUAAACAUGGCUUCUUUUUUCAAAAAGGUUAUAGUCAGAGAAAUUAGUGGUGUAACUGUAUGGGCAUUAAGAGCAGAUGUUAAAGCACUGAUAUUAAAUGCUGAAAGUUUGUUUGACAAACAUAUGAGACAAUUUACUGGUAUUAAUCCAGCUCUAAUGAUGCCAGGGAAUUAUGCUAGAACACUGUUUGAAGAGAAAAAUGAACCAGUUAUUGUUUCAUUGAUUCCUUCCACAGAAAGAAAGAACUUAGUCUGUCAGCUCCUUAGUUUAUUUAGGUUUCUUAGAAAAAUAUACAGGGCUAAAUCUCCACUUGAUGACUAUUCAGAUGAUGUCAAGCAAUAUAAGUUAAAUGCUAUAAAAAUGGGUCAGAUCUUGCUUAAUGACUUUUCCUAUGUUGAGUGGCCUAAUUAUUUGCACAAAAUCAUUGAACAUGUUCAAGAAUUAAUUGAACUUGAGUCUGGGCCAGGAAGCAUUGCCAUGUUUAGUGGGGAAGGUAACGAAGGUGGAAAUAACGUUUUUAGAUACUUCAGGAAAAAUUUAUCUCGAAAAGGGGAUGUUCUUGGAGGACUAUAA